This is a messenger RNA of Lagopus muta (rock ptarmigan), 3454 nucleotides long. It is a transcript of the gene SLC38A7, whose product is annotated as solute carrier family 38 member 7. The record is from RefSeq and is a predicted model, not a curated record. Gene Ontology annotation, molecular function: L-glutamate transmembrane transporter activity; L-alanine transmembrane transporter activity; L-methionine transmembrane transporter activity. Gene Ontology annotation, biological process: amino acid transmembrane transport. NCBI's taxonomy places the organism in Eukaryota, Metazoa, Chordata, Aves, Galliformes, Phasianidae. The coding region runs from base 329 to 1717 and encodes 462 amino acids. The transcript is spliced from 12 exons.
CGGCGGGGGGAGGGACGGGCGUGGGUACGGCCGCGGGAGGCGGCUCCGGACCGCAGAGAGAGAGAGAGAAAUCGCCCCGCCCGGCACGUGGGUGGCAGCUUCUGCAGAGCUUGCAGAAAUUGGGGCCGGAAUUCAGGACGCUCAGCAGGGCUCGUGCCCGCAGCGAUGCGCGUCCCGUGAACCCAGCGAGGCGGAGCGGUGACAGCCUGGCUGUUCGCUGUCGCCAAACCCGAUGGAACCGAUGGUGCCCCGCGGCAUUCGGCCGACCCCGGUGCGGGAGCGCUAGCAGGACGCACGGCUGGGAGGAGCGGGCCCUGCCGGCAGGAGGAUGGCUCAGGCCGCCGGGAGCAUCAACACUGACUACAGGGACUGGGAGUGGAGCGCCGAUGCCGGGGAACGGGCCAGGCUCCUGCAGAGCCCCAGCGUGGAAGCGGUGCCAAAGAGUGAGGAGAGCCAAGGGAACGGAGCCGGGGCCACGUCGGCGCUGGGCGCGGUGUUCAUCGUGGUGAAUGCUGCUCUUGGGGCCGGGCUGCUCAACUUCCCCGCUGCCUUCAACAUGGCUGGCGGCGUGGCUGCGGGCAUUGCGCUGCAGAUGUGCAUGCUGAUCUUCAUCAUCGGAGGACUGGUAAUCCUGGCGUACUGCUCGCAGGCCAGCAAUGAACGGACGUACCAAGAGGUGGUGUGGGCGGUGUGUGGGAAGGUGCCAGGUGUGCUGUGUGAGGUGGCCAUCGCCGUUUACACCUUUGGCACCUGCAUCGCUUUCCUCAUCAUCAUCGGAGACCAAGAGGACAAGAUCAUUGCUGCUCUGGUGACAGAGCCUGAGGAAGCAGGGAGCAGCCGCUGGUACACAGACCGCAAGUUCACCAUCAGCAUCACUGCCUUCCUCCUCAUCCUACCCCUCUCCAUCCCCAAGGAGAUCGGCUUCCAGAAGUAUGCCAGCUCUCUGAGUGUGAUUGGCACGUGGUAUGUCACCGCAGUCAUCAUCAUCAAGUACAUCUGGCCUGACAAGGAGCUUGUGCCUGUGGAGAUUCCUACCAGCCCCUCCACCUGGAUGGCCGUGUUCAACGCCAUGCCCACCAUCUGCUUUGGAUUCCAGUGCCACGUGAGCAGCGUGCCCGUCUUUAACAGCAUGAAGCAGCCGGAGGUGAAGACGUGGGGAGCAGUGGUGACAGCAGCCAUGGUGAUCGCUCUCUUUGUCUAUACCGGCACUGGUGUCUGUGGCUUCCUGACCUUUGGGGCCAGCGUGGACCAGGAUGUGUUGCUUUCCUACCCCUCCAAUGACAUCCCCGUCGCCCUGGCUCGGGCCUUCAUCAUCCUGUGCGUGCUGACAUCCUACCCCAUCCUGCACUUCUGCGGCCGGGCUGUGCUGGAAGGCCUCUGGCUCCGCUACACCGGAGUGACGGUGGAGGAGGACGUGGUUCGGGAGCGGAGGAGACGCCUGCUGCAGACCAUUAGUUGGUUCCUCCUGACUCUCCUCCUGGCUCUGUUCAUCCCUGAUAUUGGCAAAGUCAUCUCUGUCAUCGGAGGCUUGGCCGCCUGCUUCAUCUUUGUCUUCCCAGGGCUCUGCCUGAUUCAAGCCAAACUCUCUGAGAUCCAAGAAACCAGAGCAGUCAGCUGGUGGGCCCAGGUCGGCUAUGGGGUAUUCAUGGUCACCCUAGGAGCCUUCAUCUUCGGACAGACCACUGCCAACGCCAUCUUCGUGGAUCUCGCAGCCUGACCCCUCCUCCAGGCAGGACCCUGCUGCUGCUGAGGGGAAGUAGAUUUCCCAUCAGACUGAGGGGGAGCAGGGAGAAAACAUUUUAGCAUACUGGGAACGUCCAAGAGGAGUGUUGAAACGCAGGGCUUCGCUGGAAGAGCCCUGCAGGGACUUGUGUCUUGUUGUCUUAACACACCAGGCAGUCAGGCUUGCCUUCUCAGUCCUGACUCCCUGGUGACGGAGGAGAACCCCACUCACUCCGUGCUGACAUCCAGGUCAAAUCCUUCCUGCCCCUCUGGGGUGGGCUUCACUAAGGGAUCCCGUUGGGGUUUGCACAGGAAAGCACACUGCUUCCCUCAGUGUUGGGGGAGCUUCUUUCCAGCACUUUCACAGCUUGAAGUCAUAGCAUUAGAGGGAGGCAGUGUGUCUUGUUUAAAGGGAACUAGAGACCAUGCUUUAAUUCAUAGUUGGUGAGAGUGUGCUGCGAUCAGAGCACAAAACAAAUGGUGCACCUGCAGAAAGGGAGAAAGCAAAGGGCCGAUGAGUCCCGGCUGAUUUCCAUCACCUCAACAUGAGUGAGUUUUACUGUGCAUGAGCACAGCAAUUCCUCCGCCACCUUAAACCCGUGAGCUUAGACAGUGACGUCUCCUCUGUCCUCUUCCGUGUCUGUGCUUGGUUUUAAGUUUACUUUCCUGUGGCUCGUCUUGCCAGCCUGCAGUUCUAUCCUAGUGCUAGCAGGAGUUUUCCCUCCCAUUUUCCUCUGACCAGGCUGCACUUGCUGUUAGGAAGUGGGAAUGUCGCACGAAGCCUGAUUUUAACUUGCCAUUUGUGGGAGGGGGGCCGGGAAGAGUUCAGGAGCAAAGUUUACAUUGCCAGCCCCAGCCUCGGGGUUGGCAGACUCACUGGAGAAGGUGCUGUGAACUGGAUCUGCCUACUGGAAACACUACACUAGAACCAAGCUCUUAAUUUCAAAUCCUGUUCUUCUGGAGUGCAUGGCCGAGGAGUGGGCAAGGUGUAGGUUUUAAGGGAUGCUCUGGGGAUAAAGCAGGCAGUAUUAAUCCGUUUUAUAUCGUUGCCAUUAUUGUUCUCAUUUGUGCUGUGGCUGGUGCUGCUCUGGGAUGUUCCUCCUCAGCCUUUCCCAAUAGUUUCAUUUCUGCUUCCUGGUUGUGUUGUUUUUUUUGGGUGUAGAAGUUCUCCCAGCUGCAGAUGAGGAUUGGGGCAGUUAAAUCUCAGCAGCCAACUUCUGCUGUUGAGACUUUAAGGUCCCUUGGUCUUUGGCUUCUAAAUUCCUAGGCAGGGAAAGAUUGAUGUUCGUGUAUCCUCAUGCAUGGUCUCAAAGCAGUGCUUGGCAGACACGGGACGUGGCCCAGCCUGUGACGGUGGGAAGAUGAAUGGUGACACGUUGAUGCAGUCCUUGCCAUGUUCCUUUCUCUCUGUGACCAGCCAGCAGUGGGUGGGAGGAUGGCCUGUGGUACAGCUUGCUGGGUGUCAUUCAUCCUCUCCCUACAGUGCUUGUGGUGUAUGGAUGUGCUCUGACAAAAGGUGGCUUCAGCCUGGCUCUCACAUUCCGCAGCUCCCAGGCAGUGCUGGCACAGCUCUGGGAAAGAACUUUUCACCUAAAUGCACAUUUCUUUCCAGAACCUGCUCUGUAACCCUAAUACUCCCCACCUUCCCCCAUCUCUCUGAGGCGAGAUGGGGAGAUUCAGACAGAAAAUGAGAAGGAAAGCCCAAAUAAAUUGUUGUGGGGGACUGUGUGAA